Molecule: messenger RNA, 1042 nt
Organism: Hevea brasiliensis (rubber tree)
Lineage: Eukaryota; Viridiplantae; Streptophyta; Magnoliopsida; Malpighiales; Euphorbiaceae
Product: aquaporin TIP3-1
Exons: 2
Coding region: 173-1042 (289 amino acids)
Biological process (GO): transmembrane transport
Cellular component (GO): membrane
Molecular function (GO): channel activity
Source: RefSeq, a predicted model, not a curated record
UUGCAAAUGGAUUUUUCCACUUGGAAAAGCUUAUAGCCUGAUAAACAAAUCGGCAAUAGCAAUCAUCCCUUCGAUCUGUAUGAUCAUUCUGUUCAGAUCAUUUAUCUUAUUCUGAACUUUCCUGCAUUCUUGGACCUAUAAGAAGGGUCCUUUCUUCACUUUUCUUUAAGGCAUGGAUUUGGUAGCUACCCAAGGUGAUAAUAAUCACCAACCAUUCUCAAAAUCAGUUGAAAAUUGCGAGGCAAUCAAUGAUUUCACGGGGACAAAAUCCCCAAAGACAAGUUUUCUUGUUUUUAUUGGUGCCCAUGAAUUCUUUUCACGAGAGAUGUGGAGGGCAGCACUCGUAGAGCUAGUAGCAACAGCUUGCCUUUUGUUCACACUAACCAUUUCCAUAAUCUCAUGCUUGGAAUCACAUGUGCCUGAACCCAAGCUUCUAGUCCCAUUCGCCGUCUUCAUUAUCGCUUUCUUCUUUCUCUUAACAACUGUUCCUUUAUCUGGGGGUCAUAUGAGCCCAGUUUUCACCUUCAUUGCAGCUCUCAAAGGCGUUAUAACUCUUGUUCGUGCUUUACUCUACGUCUUGGCACAAUGUGUAGGUUCAAUAAUGGCUUAUAUGGUAAUCAAGAAUGUGAUGAACAAUAGUGCAGUAGAGAAGUAUUCAUUGGGUGGCUGCAUGAUUGAUGGAAAUGAGGGAGGACUAGCUUCAGGUACUGCACUGGUGCUGGAAUUUUCUUGCACUUUUGUGGUGUUGUUUGUUGGUGUAACAGUGGCAUUUGACAAGAGAAGAUUCAAAGAGCUAGGCUUAGUGAUGGUAUGUGUUAUAUUGGCAGCAUCCAUGGGGCUUGCAAUUUUUGUGUCAAUUACUGUAACUGGGAGAGGUGGGUAUGCUGGUGUGGGGUUGAAUCCUGCAAGAUGCUUAGGUCCAGCAUUAUUGCAUGGAGGUCCAUUGUGGCAUGGGCAUUGGGUUUUUUGGGUUGGGCCUUUCCUGGCUUGCAUUAUUUAUUAUUGUUACACUUUGACCUUCGGAAGUGUAGAUGAAGAUUAG